This is a messenger RNA of Myotis davidii, 1030 nucleotides long. It is a transcript of the gene NNMT, whose product is annotated as nicotinamide N-methyltransferase. The coding region runs from base 115 to 909 and encodes 264 amino acids. The record is from RefSeq and is a predicted model, not a curated record. Gene Ontology annotation, cellular component: cytosol. Lineage: Eukaryota; Metazoa; Chordata; Mammalia; Chiroptera; Vespertilionidae. The transcript has 3 exons. Gene Ontology annotation, molecular function: nicotinamide N-methyltransferase activity.
ACAGAGGAAAUGUUAAAAACAUGAGACGCAGGAGGACAAUUUCUGCAGGGACUCCCUGGCUUCUGGAGGAGAGGGAGGUAGGGCAGUGGACAGGUGGCGUAGGAGAGAGACACAAUGGAGUCUGGUUUCACCUCCAAGGACACCUAUCUGAGCCAUUUUAACCCUCAAGAUUACCUAGAAAAAUAUUACAGCUUUGGGUCCACACAGUCUGCAGAAAACCAGAUUCUUAGGCUUCUUCUGAAAAAGCUUUUCAAUAUAUUCUGUGUGGCUGGCGUGAAGGGAGACCUCCUGAUUGACAUUGGCUCUGGCCCCACCAUCUAUCAGCUCCUCUCUGCUUGUGAAUCCUUCAAGACGAUCAUUGCUACUGACUACACUGAUCAGAACCUGCAGGAGCUGGAGAAGUGGCUGAAGAAGGAGCCAGGGGCCUUCGACUGGUCCCCGGUAGUGACCUAUGUGUGUGAGCUCGAAGGGAACAGAGUGAAGGGGCAAGAGAAGGAGGAGAAAUUGAGGCGGGCAGUCAAGCAGGUCCUGAAGUGUGACGUGACCCAGAGCCGGCCGCUGGGGGCCGCCUCCCUGCCCCUGGCCGACUGCCUGCUCAGCACCCUGUGCCUGGACGCCGCCUGCCCAGACCUCCCCACCUACCGCACCGCCCUCAGGAACCUCAGCAGCCUGCUCAAGCCGGGGGGCCACCUGGUGCUCGUGGACGCCCUGAAGAGCAGCUACUACAUGAUUGGGGAGCAGAGGUUCUCCAGCCUCUCCCUGGACCGGGAGGCCGUCGAGGCUGCUGUGCGAGAGGCCGGCUAUGCCAUCAAGCAGUUUGAUGUGAUCUCGCAAAGUUAUUCUCCCACCAUGGCCAACAACGAAGGCCUUUUCUUCCUGGUGGGGCAGAAGCUGAGCAGGUCUGCAUGACACCUUGUGGCCACGUGAAGGCACUUCCUUGCCUUACCCAGUUGACUUCAGUCCUUGGUUCUAAUUGUUGCGGUCACUGUGCUGCGUAAAGGUUAAUGGCUAGGGCGUUGAGGGUUUGUCU